UUAAGAUUUGAAAGGACGAAGACAGAAGUAGUGGUGUUAUGGAACAAUGGAUGAUAAUGACAAUCACGAAGCAUUACUCAAUUCACCAUUAAUAAAAACAAAAAUUUGUCGUCCACGUCUGGUCGCUAAAAAUGGUCGUUGUACAUUGCGACAAAUUGGAAUACCUCAUCCAUGUCGAUCUAUUUACAGGAAUUGGUUCCAUUUGGUAAUCGAAUGUAGUUGGCGGAUUAUUUUAUGCGUAUUUGCUAGUGGUUUUAUUAUUACUUGGGUGUUUUUUGCUCUAAUUUAUUAUCUUAUUGUAUUACCUGAUCUUUCCAUUACAAAGAAAGAGAAUGAGCAGUGUAUUGCAAACGUUUACGAUUUGAAGACUGCCUUCCUGUUCAGCCUGGAAACACAACAUACUAUUGGUUAUGGAUUCCGAUAUGUGACAGAUGCAUGCUUAUCACUUGUUUUUGUCCUAGCAUUGCAAUGUAUUGCGGGUGUUUUCAUGCAAACAAUGUUAAGUGGCAUUGUUGUCGCCAAAUUGUUACGACCAAAAAAGCGUAAACAGGAAAUGAGAUUCUCACAAAUAGCAGUAAUAGGUCCAAUGAGUGAUAAUGAUAAUAGACCAGCAUUGAUGAUACGAAUAGCUGAUAUACAAAAUAAUUUGUAUAUCGCUGAACCACACGUUCGAUUAUAUAUGGUAACAUCAAAAAUGAAUAAAAAAGGUGAGCGAGAAUUGGCUGACUUCAAAGAUAUGAAUGUUGGUUAUGAUGCUGGCUGGGAUCGUGUACUUCUGUUGUGGCCAAUAACAGUGAAACAUUUAAUUGAUGAUCAAAGUCCAUUACUUACGAUAACACCUGAUGGGAUGCAUAAUGCCGAUUUUGAGAUUAUCAUGACAGUUGAAGGAAUUGUUGAAGCAACCGGUAUGACAUUCCAAGCUCGAACAUCAUUUUUACCUGAUGAAAUACUCUGGGGAUACAGAUUUCGUUCAAUGGUUAUAUUAAAUGAAAAAAUUGGCAGGUAUGAAAUAAAAUAUAAAUUAUUUGAUGAAAUUGAAACAGUUGAUGAUAUUAACCUGAAAGCAAUGGAAAUUGAUGAUAAUAAUGAUGGUUAUACUAAUUCAACACGAAAUAUUUCCGGAUUUAAUUGA
Messenger RNA from Loa loa (African eye worm), 1132 nucleotides. Its product is annotated as G-protein coupled inwardly rectifying potassium channel-A. Gene Ontology annotation, cellular component: plasma membrane. Gene Ontology annotation, molecular function: inward rectifier potassium channel activity. Bases 47 to 1132 code for a protein of 361 amino acids. The transcript has 9 exons. Lineage: Eukaryota; Metazoa; Nematoda; Chromadorea; Rhabditida; Onchocercidae. Gene Ontology annotation, biological process: regulation of monoatomic ion transmembrane transport; potassium ion import across plasma membrane. The record is from RefSeq and is a predicted model, not a curated record.